Molecule: messenger RNA, 10405 nt
Organism: Bursaphelenchus okinawaensis
Lineage: Eukaryota; Metazoa; Nematoda; Chromadorea; Rhabditida; Aphelenchoididae
Source: the annotation of a GenBank genome assembly
AUGUCCUACCGAUCCGGGGCACGAUCCUCCGGCUACGGAUCGUCGGCACGUGCAUCUAGCUCCCUCGGAACAAGUUCGUCAAGUUACUCGAGAGGCAGUGGCUACACGGGAGCGACCGGUCGGUCUUCAGACUAUCGUUCUGAAGCCCGCGCCAGUUCGUCUUUAGCUUCAGACAGAAGAAGCAGUGCUACAGCGUCGUCAAGUAGAUAUUCAGAUUACACCAAGACAUCUAGUGACAAAUAUGGGGUCACAGAUUAUCCUUCCGAGAGAAGAAGCAGCCGACCAACCACUGACAAGUACUCGACCGACAGGUACUCUAGUUUGAAAAGUGACACAAAUGACUACAGCUCAACCAGAAGCCGUGAUUACGGUGACUACAAAAGUGAUUACAAAAAUGACACAAAGGACUACCUGAGCACAGACAGACGUUCCAGUACACUUGGAGACUACAAUAGACGGUCGAGUUCUACAACAGACUAUGCCAGUCCAUCUAGACGUAGAUCCAGAGAUCCAAGUUCUGACGUCAAAGACACCGAUUACGGUAAGAGAACUCGAGACACUUCAGUCGAUUACUCCCGGAAAGGUCACGACAGAAGCUCGAGCAAGACAAGAGAUUACCUUGGUACUUCCAAAGGAGAUACUGAAAGAAGCGGCCGAGACUCAGCUACAGACUUUCUACGACAACGAGAUGUCAGCACUGAUCGCCCAGCUAGCAGAGACUUCAACAAAGACUACAGCGACCACAAACGACAGUCAAGCACGCUCAGAGAUGCUAGUACGACCAGAACGACUGACCGAGAGUCUUCUAGAGACUUUGCCAAAUCGAGAACGGAAGGAUCUGAACCAAGGUCUCAGGUCAAGAAGAAGUCCAUGUUCAGUGAUCUGACAGAUGCCUUGGCCAAACACGAACAGACUUUAGGCCAAGACGCUGUCAAACUGAAGUCUAAGUCCAGAGAUUUAAGCAGUAAAAGGAAAAGUCGUGACACUUCGGCAAAAGAACUCAUGAGGUCAGCUGAAGAGCGUCGCAAGUCAAGAACGAGGGAUCAGAGCUCGGAUGCCAAAUCCGGAAGUGACUACUUAAAGCGACAAACGGAGAAACUUCUGGCAGAAGUCGAAGCCAGUCGGAAUCAGAAGAAAGAAAAGAAGAACGCUUUUGCUGACUUGACUGAAGUUUUGGCUAAAACAGAGAAAAGCCUAGGCCAAGACAUCGAAGCUUUAAAGUCGAAAUCAAAAGACUUGGCCGACAUGAAAAAGCGAGGCACAUCCAAAGACUACAACAUACCUGACUACCCAGAAAGGAAACAGCGACGUCGCGACCUCAGUGUAGACGCCAAAAAGUCUCGAGACCUGAGUUUGAAUCGACCAAACAGAGAUCAUAGUGAAGGUCGGUAUGGUCGUGAUUUAAGUGUCGGUGUACCUUCUGGCAGAGGUACUCCCACUGAUUACCUAAAGUUACGGUCAAGAGACUUAAGUAGCGACAGAAGGACAAGUCGCGACGUGUCAGCCGACUACUUGAGUUCAGGUAGAACUUCACGCAACUAUGGGUCAGACUUAUCCAAUAUUGAACCUAAUUUGUACACUCCUAAACGAUCAGCUUCAGUAUCAGCCAAGGAAAUCUCGGACAUCAUUAGUUCAGGAGUAAGUUGUUCUUUCCUUAUUAAUCGAUUCUGUGUUUAGGGAGUGCCGAGAUCAAUAUUCGAUCAAGACGACAGUGAAUACUCGUACUACGAAGACGAAGAUGAGUGGGAAAGCGAGAUAGAAGAAGUUGAGGUACAACAAGACAAAAGCAAAGAAGGUGACAAAGAACAGCCUGAAAAGGUAGAAGAAAAGAAAGAGACAAAGAAGGAAGAAGAAACACAACAGAAACAAGAAGAAAAGAAAAAACGAGAGUCAGAAAAGAAGAAGUUGGAAGAGUACAACAAGAAGUUAGACGAAGAACACAAGAAAGAAGAACAGAAACGAGUAGCCGAGUUGCUAAAGACAGGAGUAAGUUUAAAAAUAUAUAUAAACGUAAUAAAGCUUUGCUUAUGGAGACAAAGAAUAACAUAUAAUAACCUUUUAUUUAGGGAAUACCAAAGUCGGUGUUCGACCGCAGUGAGAGUGAGUACUCAUACUACGAAGAUGAAGACGAAUGGGAAACAGGUGAAAUCAGAAAAGACAAAGUUGAUGAAAAACCGAAAGAAUUCGAUAAACCGGAGGAAAAGAAUAAGGUUAAGGAAUCAGAUGCUGAAGAAAAGAAACGAAAAGAAGCUGAAAGACAAGAAAAAAAAGGAAAGAGAAGCAGAAAGGGAAGCGGAAAAGAAAAAAGAAAGAAGAAUACAACAAGAAACUGGACGAAGAGUUCAAAAAACAAGAAGAAAGAAGACUUUCAGAGUUGCUAAAAUCUGGGGUAAGUAAAAACCGUCCAAAAUAUCAAUUUUUAUUUAAAAAAAAUAUUUUUGACACUUCGUUCAAUGCCAUAACAUCUGUGACAUUUCGUUUCAGGGUAUUCCAAAGUCUAUUUUCGACCGGUCUGACGAUGAAUAUUCUUACUACGAAGAUGAGGACGAAUAUGAAGAUGAAACUUUCCCUGAUUCUCGGCAGACACAAGACCAAAACAGAAACGACAAUGAGCCCAAAAGUCAGCAAAAGACAAAAGAUGACCGACCAGCUGUAAGUUUCCGACCAGCUGUAUAUCUUUAAAAUCAUUUGUAUCUUAAGUUUUACCGAUCUUUAUGCAUUCUACUCCAAUAUCCUUUAUUUUUAGGCGGUAUUGAAGCCUGUAAUCGACUCUGACUCUGAGUACUCAUACUACGAUGAGAGUUCUGAAGAACCUGACGCAGAACUGACAAUCGAUUUGGGGCAAAAAAGAACUUUCGAUGACAAACCACAACAAAAAGAAGGUCGUUCAAAACAAGACCAGAAGUCAGAAGAAGAGGAUGAUGAAUAUACUCCUUCCAAAAAGAGUAAAAACAUAAAGAACAUAAACUCAGAAAGCCGAAAGAAGAAAGAAGGCCACGACAUUUCAACUAAAUUGACGGGUAAAGGAAAGAUCUUGGACAAUAUUGAGAUUGAACAAGAAACCCCACAAGAUGCUGAUACUGUGAAUAUGGCAGAAUUUCAUUUACCAAAGACAAAGUAUACAGAAGAAGACGACGCAGAAGACGAAGACAUGCCGAGAGACACCAGGAAAGGGCAGAAAGAGCCCCACGCUACAAAGAUAAAAGGAAUCGACAGUGAAAGUCGCAAGAAACCGAAGAGCGGGACAGUAAAAACGACAACUACUGAGAAAGGCAAGGUCGUGGAUCCGUACCAACAAGAAUAUACUACCCCUGAUAACGAAGACAACGUUACACAAGCCGAAUUCACUUUGCCCGGCCGAAAAUAUUCAUCAGAAGACACAGAAGUUGCACCAGAUAAGGCUACACCAAAAAAGCACAGUAAAAUAAAUGCCACAGCAAAAACGUCACAAAAGCCAGCCCAUCGACUUACAGAUUACGAUGAGAGUGUGAUUGACAAUGAUGAUGCAGACGAAGCCUUUUACGAACAGAAAAUGAAGCCAUUCAAAAAGAGUUUCGCGAAGCAGUCAUCUGAACAAGAGUUCGAACCUGAAGAAGUGACAUCAGUGAAACCUCUAAAACACGAUGUUAAGCUAAAGCCAAAAGAUGACGACACCAGUUCCUCAUACACUGCCAGCCUUCCUACAUCAAAAACUAACGACGCCAAGAGGCCAAGCUCUUCCAAACCUAAAGUGGACGACAAAAAACGUUCACCUGGUACCAAACAGCAUGAUGACGAUGAACUUGAACCUGAAGAACUGCCGACAGUAAAAUUGCCAAAGCACGACGUAAAACUGAAGCCAAAGAAGGAAGGUCCUAACGCUGAUUUUACAGCUAGUCUUCCAGCUCCUAAAUCUAAACCUAAAGAUUCUGCGAAGCCAGCAGACAAGCCUAAAUCAACCUCGUCAAAACCAAAAGAAGGUGACAAACAUAAAGACGCGGCAAAACCAGAAGAAAGGCCAAAAGAUAGAUCAAAACCCUCUUCAAAGAGGCCAGAAGACAAGUUUAAAUCAAGUUCUUUAAAACCGAAGGAAUGUGACAAACCAAAGCCUCAUUCCGGCAGGAAACCAGUAGAUGGUGAAGAACUUGAACCAGAUGAAAUGCCUUCAAAACAGCCUUCAAAGCAUGACAUAAGAUUAAAACCAACUGAAGACGAACCUAAUGCCGCAUUCACUGCAUCUUUUCCAACAUCUAAAACAAAACCAGACGAUAAGAAAAAAGCUACAUUAAAACCUGAAGACAAAGAAAAAGAACGGUCAAAGUCUCCUGCAAAGAAGCCAGAAGACAAAACUAAAUCAAGCUCAACAAAACCAAAAGAAAGUGGUAAGCCAAAAGAUUUAUCAAAACCGGAAGACAAGCCUAAAUCAAGCUCUACAAAGCCAAAGGAAGACGGAAAACCAAGGUCUCAUUCCACUAGGAAGGCUGACGAAGAUGAAGAACUCGAGCCAGAUGAAUUACCUACAGGAAAGUCUCCAAAGCAUGACAUAAAACUAAAGCCAAGGGAUGACGAGCCUAACGCGGACUUCACAACCAGCCUACCAACGUCAAAAUCAAAGCCUAAAGAUCCUGCAAAGCCAGAAGAAAAGCCUAAAUCAAGCUCAUCAAAACCAAAAGAAGGCCAAACACCGAGAUCGCGAUCUGUCAGAAAGCCGGAUGAAGAUGACGAACUGGAACCCGAAGAACUGCCUACAGGAAAAGUGCCAAAGCAUGACCUUAAACUCAAACCAAAAGAAGACGACCCCAACGCUGACUUCACAGCAAGCCUUCCUAUACCAAAAACAGCGAAACCCACAGAUUCAACAAAGCCGGAUGAAAAGCCGAAAUCAAGCUCGUCGAAACCAAAAGAUGCAUCAAAGCCAGACGACAAACUUAAGUCAACUCCUCCAAAGCCUAAAGAAAGUGAAAAACCAAAGUCGCGUUCCACCAGAAAGCCCGACGAUGACGAAGAGCUCGAAGCUGAUGAGUUGCCUAUGGGAAAAUCUCCAAAACACGACAUCAAACUGAAGCCUAAAGAAGAUGAUCCUAACGCUGAGUUUACAGCCAGUCUUCCAGCUCCUAAAUCUAAACCUAAGGAUUCUGCAAAGCCAGAAAACAAGCCCAAAUCGACCUUGUCAAAACCAAAGGAAGGUGAAAAACUCAAAGAUUCAUUAAAGCCGGAUGAUAAAAGUAAAGAACGAUCAAAGUCUCCUUUGAAAAAGCCCGAAGACAAACCAAAACCAAGUUCUUCAAAACCAAAAGAAGACGAAAAACCCAAGUCACGAUCCACCAAAAAGCUUGAUAGUGAAGAAGAGCUUGACCCAGACGAACUAUCAACAAAGAGGCCUUCGAAGCAUGAUAUAAAACUAAAGCCAAAGAAAGACGAGCCUGACGCUAACUUUACAGCCAGCUUACCAACGUCAAAAUCCAAGCCAAAAGAUUCUGCAAAGCCGGAUGAUAAGCCUAGAUCAACUUCGUCAAAGCCAAAAGUAGGUGAAAAGCCAAAAGAUUCCUUAAAGCCAGACAAUAAAAACAAAGAACGAUCUAAAUCUCCUUCCAAAAAACCCGAAGACAAAGCUAAAUUAAGUUCGUCAAAACCGAAGGAUAAGAAGCCUAAAUCCUCUAUUAAAACCCCCAGUGAAGACGAAGAACUUAAACCGGAUGAACUACCAGCUGUAAAACCUUCAAAACAUGACAUAAAACUCAAGCCAAAAGAGGAAGACCCAAAUGCUGAAUUCACAGCAAGCCUUCCAGCACCAAAAUCUGCAAAGCCAAAAGAUUCAACAAAACCGGAUGACAAACCGAAAUCAAGUUCAUCAAAACCGAAAGAAGGUGAACAACCAAGAUCUCGUUCUAUGAGAAAGCCUGACGAUGACGAAGAACUCGAACCAGAUGAGCUGCCAACGGGAAAACCUCCAAUGCGUGAUAUUAAACUGAAGCCUAAACAUGGUAAUCCUAACGCUGAUUUUACUGCCACUCCUCCAGUUCCUAAAUCUAAACCUAAAGAUGCUACAAAACAGGAGGACAAGCCUAAAUCAAGUUCUUCAAAAGCAAAAGAAAGUGAAAAACCUAAGGAAUCCUUGAAGCCAGACGAAAAAAAUGAAGAACGAUCAAAGUCUCCUGCAAAGAAGCCCGAAGACAAACCUAAAUCAAGCGCUUCAAAACCUAAAGAUAGCAAAAAACACGGUGACAAUGAACUUGAACCGGAUGAAUUGCCAACAGCUCAGUCUCCAAGACAUGACAUUAAAAUAAAACCAAAAGAAGACGAACCGAACGCUGAUUUUACGGCCGAUCUUCCAGCCCCCAAUUCUUCUAAGCCUGGUGAUAAGCCGAAAUUAAGCUCAUCAAAACCAAAAGAAACUAGUAAGCCUAAAGAUCCAUUAGAUUCAGAUGACAAACCUAAACACAGCGCGUCAAAGCCCAAAGUGAGCGAGAAACCCAAAUCUUCAAGCAAAAAACCAGAUGAUGACGAAGAACUCGAACCGGAUGAGUUGCCAACGGGAAAAUCUCCAAAGCAUGAUAUUAAACUUAAGCCUAAAGAGGAUGAUCCUAAUUCUGAUUUUACAGCCAGUCUUACAGCUCCGAAAUCUAAACCUACAGAUUCUGCAAAGCCAGAGGACAAGCCUAAAUCAAUCUCUUCAAAACCAAAGGAAAGUGAAAAACCUAAGGAUUCAUUAAAGCCAGAUGCGAAACGUAAAGAACGAUCAAAGUCUCCUUCAAAGAAGCCCGAAGACAAACCAAAAACAAGUUCUUCGAAACCCAAAGAUAGUGAGAAACCAAAAAGUUCUUCAAAGCCAGAAGACAAACCAAAGUCACAUUCUGUAAAAAAGCCUUCCGAUGACGAGGAACUCGAACCAGACGAGUUGCCAACAGGAAAGUCUCCUAAGCAUGACAUAAGACUGAAACCAAAGGAUGACGAGCCAGACGCAGAUUUUACAGCCAGUCUUCCAGCCCCCAAGUCUGCAAAGUCUGACGAUAAGCCCAAAUCAAGUUCUUCGAAACCUGACAAGCCAAAAGAAACUCUAAAACCCACAGAAAGACCGAAAGAAAGAUCAAAAUCUCCUGCAAAGAAACCCGAAGACAAAUCAAAGGAAGGUGAGAAACCCAAAGAUGGCAAAAAACCGAGAUCAAGCUCUUCGAAACCUAAGGAAUUAUUAAAGCCCGAGGACAAACCCAAAGAACGAUCCAAAUCUCCUUCCAAGAAACCAGAAGAAAAACCAAAAGAAGUUGAUAAACCCAAUGACAAACCCAAAUUAAGCUCUCAAAAGCCUGAAGUUAGCAAAAAACCAAAAAUGCCAAAUGAAGACAAAGAAUUUGAACCGGAUGAGUUACCUACAGGAAAGUCUCCAAAGCACGACAUAAAACUCAAGCCAAAAGAAGAUCCUAAUACUGACUUUACGGCUAGCCUCCCAGCAAAGCCUAAGGUACCUUCAAAGUCAGGAGAAAAGCCAAAAUCAAGCUCAUCGAAACCAAAAGAAAGCGAAAAAACGACAUCACAUCCAAGCAAAAAACCUGAAGACGAAGAGUUUGAACCGGAUGAGUUACCAACGAAAAAAUUUCCAAAGCAUGACAUUAAACUGAAGCCUAAAGAGGAUGAUCCUAACGUUGAUUUUACAGCUAGUCUUCAAACACCAAAACCGAAAGAUUCUGCGAAACCAGAAGAAAAACCUAAAUCAAGCUCUUCAAAACCCGCCGACAAGCCAAAAGACACUUUGAAGCCUGGUGAAAAACCAAAAGAACGAUCAAAGUCUCCAUCAAGGCCAGAUGACAAACUUAAAUCGAGUCCAUCGAAACCGAAGGAGGAUGAUAAGCCAAAACACAGCGCAAAACCAAAGCCUUCAGAAAAGCCAGAUGAAAAGUCUAAAUCAAGUUCAUCAAACCCAAAGGAAGGUGAAAAACCAAAAGAACGGUCGAAUUCUCCUGCAAAGAAGCCAGAAGACAAACCGAAAUCAAGUUCGUCGAAGCCCAAAGAAGGCGAGAAGCCAAAAGAAGGUGAAAAACCAAAAAGUUCUCCGAAACCAAAAGAUUUGUUAAAACCUGACGAAAAACCAAAAGAAAGGUCCAAAUCUCCAUCAAGGCCAGAUGACAAACCCAAGACAAGCUCAUCAAAACCCAAAGAAGGCGAGAAGCCAAAAGGUACGCUAAAGCCAGGUGAAAAGCCAAAAGAAAGAUCAAAAUCUCCAUCUAAGAAGCCAGAAGACAAACCAAAAACAAGUACGUCAAAGCCGAAAGACGGCGAGAAACCAAAAGACAAAGAGAAGCCAAAAGAUACUUUGAAGCCAGGUGAUAAGCCGAAAGAAAGAUCCAAAUCCCCAUCCAAGAAAACAGACGACAAACCAAAAUCCAGUUCAUCCAAGCCAAAGGAAGGAGAGAAGCCGAAGGAAGGGGAGAAACCAAAGGAUACGCUAAAGCCUGGUGAAAAACCUAAAGAAAGGUCAAGAUCUCCAUCCAAGAAACCAGAAGACAAACCAAAAACAAGUUCAUCAAAGCCAAAAGACGGCGAGAAACCAAAAGAUACGUUAAAGCCAGGUGAAAAGCCAAAAGAAAGAUCGAAGUCUCCUUCAAAGAAACCAGAAGACAAACCAAAAUCAAGUACAUCAAAGCCAAUGGAAGGCGCGAAACCGAAAGACGGCGAUAAGCCGAAAGAUACGUUGAAACCAGGUGCAAAGCCAAAAGAACGAUCAAAAUCUCCUUCAAAGAAACCCGGAGACAAAGAAAAAGCAAAACCAAAGGAAGGCAAAAAGCCGAAAACUUCAUCAAAGCCAAAGGACAAAAAAGAAAAGGCAGACCCCAGUGAAGAAGACAACAAUAGUGAACCAGCUAGCCACAAUGACAGUAAUGACAGCGAAAAUGAUGAAGAUAAGCCUCGCAAAAAACCUAGACGAAAGAGAAGACCAACGAGAAAGCCUACAGGUGAAGACGACGAUGAUGAUACACCAGCGAAGAAAGGUAAAGAUAACAUUAAAAUUUUUUAAAAAGAAUUUUAGGAAAAAGAGGGAGAAGCCGGUCCAAGAAACCAACAAAAAGGCCGAAAGAACCAGAACCGGAAGAAGAGGAACCUCCCAAACCAAAAUGGGUCCCACCGCCUAGGCCUCCUCCAGACACCUACGAGAUGCCGCCACAAGAGAAACCCUUGGUGGAGCGGCUGCGUGAAGAGAAGAUUGACCCUCGAAAGUUCUACUCCAAGAAAACUCAUGUGUAAGAUGUUGUUUACUCUUACAUCAACUUGAUGUAUAUUUUCAGAGAAACUAACAUACCUUUUGUGAUACCAUGGGAGCAAGCCCCUGCUUUGAUAAGUCAAGAAGGAAUGGGUGCUUUUGGAGCACAAAGAGGCGCCAAAGCACACAUUGACGAUGGGCAUCUUAAGCUAACUCAGGUAUUUGCCAUUAAGAUGCUUAUACUUUUUUAGGGCGACCUGAAAUCCGAGAACACCUUGACAUUGUUUGAAGAAGGAGCAAAGACAGUAGCAUCACAAAAGGGAGAAAGAUCGUUCGGCUCACACAGGUCAAACGUCGACAAAGUUGUGGACAACCAUCAUUACGAAAGUGAUCCGAAAGUGAGUGAUAUUCACCUCUUAAACCCUUUGUAUUUAUAAUAGCUUAUUGUCAUAACGAAAAUGCAGUAAGCAACAAUUUUAAUUUCAGCUAAAACUAUGUGAAACGGUUAUUCCACAAAUCAACAGAGGUCUUCUUACUAGCCAGCAAGGAAUGGAGAUGGGUAAUCUGAGACAUCAGGUAAGCUGUUAUGUAUGCUUAAUAAAUUUGCUUAACUCUUUAGACAACGAAAGUCAAGUAUGCAAAGGGCAUGACACCUGGAUUCGACAAAGAAGGUAACAAGUUCUUAAGCCGACAAUUUAAACCUAAUUCGACUGAGGUGGCGGGAAGCAACCUCAUCGACACACGUCGUGCCAUUGUCCAAACUGUAAAUGUAAGUUUUGACAUGUUGUUAUUUUCUGUAAAACAAUAUAAAAACAGAAAACAUCUUACUAUAUGAAUUGCACAAUGACUGAUACUUUACGAAACUGAUUUACAGGGGGUGGAACUAAAAAUGUGCCCAGAAUCAGACGGAAUUAUCCCAAAGCUGUUUUCGGUCGAAGAUAUAGAAAUAAAGUCAGGAGCUGACUUCGGAUCUUUCCGGCCAAUGUUCCAGGAUUCUGAAGGCGGCUACAGAAUGACGUACGAAGAAGAAGUCAAGUGUAAAAUGGCCAUUCCUUUCCAGGUAUAAAACAAAUUAUCAUAAAACAAUUGUAUGCAAUGUGUUAACUAUCAUACAUUAUCACAUUGACAUAUCAUUGUCUUUACACUAAAUUCAAUAAAAGCAAAAAAAGACAAGAUAUAACUUACAUACUAUUUCAGACAGCUCCAUCUCUUCUCUACUUCACCCAGCAAUAA